This is a messenger RNA of Sycon ciliatum, 3280 nucleotides long. RefSeq lists its product as uncharacterized. Gene Ontology annotation, molecular function: 2-oxoglutarate-dependent dioxygenase activity. The record is from RefSeq and is a predicted model, not a curated record. Lineage: Eukaryota; Metazoa; Porifera; Calcarea; Leucosolenida; Sycettidae. The coding region runs from base 158 to 2335 and encodes 725 amino acids. The transcript is spliced from 11 exons.
GUGUUGUAGGUCUGACCUGCGCUACUCGAAAUCCAAUCUUCUCUCCUAAUGUCGAUCCGACAUAUCGCCGGACACUUAAACUUAGUAGGUAGAAGUAAUUUGUGUUUCAUUUGGAUCGCAGGAAGUUGGUCUCGGCUUGGCCGCAGGGAACGUAGCCAUGUCGUCGGGAAGGGCUUUGCGGCGACUGCUGCACUUUGUCGCUUGCCUCUCACUGACGUGGUGCGCAGCUGGGGAGGUGGGUGCUGCAGGCGAUGAUGAAUCAGUUGGAGACACGAGGCAGCAAGGGCUGGUCAUGAAGUCACUUCCCACCGAGGAAUCCGACCUAGUCUACUUGGUGUCAACGGCUUUGGAUGUUGAGGUAUACAACAACGGGCAUGAUGUCACCCCAAUCGACUGGGAGAUGGGCUCUGUCUCACAACUAAGCUUAGCGCCAAGCCGGUCGCAUCUCAUGGCCAUACGCCUGCGAUUGGGACAAAUUGCCCUGGGAGAAGAUCAAGAACCGCCUCCGCCCGGUUUUGCCAUGUCGAUAGACAAGCACGUGACCGCUGCGGUGAAGUACAGCUACACGGAUAGCUCGUGGAGGUGCGUUGUCAAUGAUCCGGCCAGUGUCGAUUCCCUGACACCUCACCUGCCUUGGUUCAGUCCCAAGUAUGAUGACUGGAGCUGGCCUGGCGCUGUCAGCCUGGCCCGGAACGGCAUGGGAUCAUACCUACCCAUGGAGGCGGUCAGUGGCGAUGCAGAGUGGAUCUGGACGGACAUGGUGGACUCAGGCGAGGGUGAAGACGAGCAGAGUGUCUACUGCCGCGGCUGGCUGUCGGAGUUCCCAGAUACCCUCUGGAUCGGGAGUGCAGAUGCCAGCACGAAGGUGUCUGUUUACGCCAACGGUGAGAAGCUUGGUGAAACCACUGAGGUGCAUAAGCGCGCUGCCCAGUUCACGCUGCCAGGCCAGGACAAUCAUGUUAUUGCCAUCUAUUCAAAGGUGACCAAGAAGGAAGCUCCACGCGGCCUCAUCGCCAGCCUGCAAGUGCCCAAGCCGCCUGGUGGUGUGACAGGCAACAUGUGGAGAUGCAAGUCGUCUCUCUCUGCGUCCGAAGUAGGUACCUGGAUGCUGGAAUCGUUUGACGAUACUGACUGGCCCCAAGCAGAGGUCAUCGCUCACCACACGGAUGAACCGUACACGGUCGUAGUUGACGUCAGCCCGUUUGCCUUCUGGGUGUGGUCGAAGUACGGAGAGGACGAGGAUGAGGCACCCGCCGAGGUUUUCUGCCGCUGCUCCGUAAUGGCGUCCAAUGGAGUAAAGAGUCGACAGCAAUUGUCUGCGGAGUCAUCGGGCAAGGAGGAUGAGUACUCACCCCUGCCCAUCACUGCCAAGGGCUCAGAAGUUGUUGAGUUGUCUACGGAUGAUGUAGAUAACAUGACGACAUUGGAGUUCUACAAGGAAUACAUCGCUGCUAAUCGGCCCGUUAGAAUCAAGGGUGGCAUAAACCAUUGGCCAGCAAUGCGUCUCUGGACAGAUGCAUAUCUGCGUAAGAAGAUCGGCAAUGAGGCCGCCACGGUAACACUAUCUCAGGACAAGAAUGACGUGUUCUACUUCUACAGUGAGAAGAAGGUGAUGAAGGACAUGAACGUGCAGCAAUUCAUCGACAAAUACCAGCAACCUGGUGACGACAACAGGAUGUAUUUAGCACAGCACCCGCUCAAACGUGUCGGUCGCUCUGCAGCUCUAAACAUGCGUCUAGCUGCUGACCUUGAUAGACCACGUGUCACACAGCUUCUUGAAAUCGAUGCUGUCAACCUGUGGAUGGGCGCCGGCGGCCAGGUGACACCCGCUCACUUUGACAACUACGAGAACUUCAUGUGCAUGGUGGACGGUCACAAGAAGUUCCGUCUGUAUGAGCCCGCCAUGUCGAACUUCAUUUAUCCCGUGAUGCACAAUCUGAGGACAGGCAUCACAAGCCGAAUAUCAAAUUUCAGUAAGAUCGACUUUGCUGCUUUCCCCAAAGCCGCCCACCUGAAGCCGGUGUUUGUUGAACUGAACGCUGGAGAUCUCUUCUUUCUGCCUUCCUACUGGUGGCAUGAGGUGACGUCAGUGGGUCGCAACGUAGCCGUCAACUGGUGGUUCCGCAGUCACAGUCAAAUUCUAGACAACAUCUACGGUGGAUGGCUGUCCAGUCUGCCACAAACAAAGUGGGGCCUGCUGGCUCAACAAAAGUAUGAUGAAAUGAAGGAAAAAACUGGAAUGAAAGAUGAGUAUGAUGAGGACGCCGAUGAGGACUCGGAUGACGGAUCCAGGCGUCGUAGAGGGCGGAAAAAGUCGCAGCGUGAUGAGCUUUGAGUCGGAACACGGUUUGUACCCCCCCCCCCCGCCCAGACAGCCACUUUGAGCCGUAGCUAGUACAGAUGGGUGCGCGUGUAUGUGUGUGUGUGUACGAGCGUAUGUGUGUGUGUGUGUGUACUCAUGCGUUUCACUGUGAUUGAAUUGCACCAGUCAGCAGCACGUGCAGGCUCUGACAGAAACCAGCCCGUGUCAGAAUAGCCAAAACUGACCUAUGGUGCUGAAACACCAAGACAAAACACCAUAGACCUUUUCGUUUUCACUGAUAACUUUGCUGGCUGUUGCCCGGCAGCCCCUGGAUGACUGCUUCACAGCCGCAUCAUAAUAAUGCUGACUAGUUGGGGCAGUCAUGUGUGUUCCAACUCCAGCCACUCCCCUGUCCUGCAGUGGUUCACAUGGUGGCAGCCACAUAGCGCUACUGCCCGCACACCACUGCCUACACACUAUACCCAGUUUCUACACUGACAAAGGGGUAUUUGAAACAACUCUAUUGAGCUGCACCAACUCAGUUGUCAGAGUACCUCUAAAUCUGUUUUACUCGAGUAGUCAGAAUCAUGGUGUCUUACUCCUCAGAGUCUUUUUGACGGUUCCUUUGCUGGACUGAUGCUGUCACAAUUAAUUUUAAUCAUUAGUUGACAUACUGAGACCACGUCACAGUGUAUCUGCAGUCAGGUAAUGAAAGAUAUUGAAUUUUUGGAAAUUAUUUAUGAGCCUGGGCAAUUGCUCUAUUACAAUACUGACUGCCUCUGGUUCUCACCCCUCAUAUCAUGUGUUCUAUAGAUAAGCUGUGCCGACGGUAUGAUGUACCUCGAUCUGCGGGCAGAACACUUAUAUUUAUUAUUUGAUAAUGCCCGGUUACCUAGCACCCAAAUACUGGCCCAUGUGCAUUGAAUUUUACACUAGGAUACUUUGCGGAGUUUCAAAUAGAUGUUAGACUGAGUGAUA